Molecule: messenger RNA, 2823 nt
Organism: Capsella rubella
Lineage: Eukaryota; Viridiplantae; Streptophyta; Magnoliopsida; Brassicales; Brassicaceae
Product: protein MICRORCHIDIA 4
Exons: 20
Coding region: 140-2473 (777 amino acids)
Cellular component (GO): nucleus
Molecular function (GO): ATP hydrolysis activity
Source: RefSeq, a predicted model, not a curated record
UAAUUGUAAUUUUCCCGGUUAAGAAAAACCACAGAGUCUCUUCGAAAAUCGAAACAUCUCUUAUUGGUAGAUGCGCGGGUUUUGAUCAUCUCUUAGACCUCGCUACUAGGGUUUCACAGAGAUACCUUCAAUUUUGAGAAUGGGCGGAGCUGGUGGUAACAGAAUCGUUCCGCAGCGAGAUGUUAUGGAACUUAGUAGCGACGACGAAGGAGGAUCCGAGUCAGGGGAUAACCACGACGGAGCCGCUGAUGUUGAAAGCGUGGACCGAAGAAGCGGUAGUGAUGUCUCUGGAACAAAGAGAGCGAGAAAUGAUUCUGUAGCCAGGCCAUCGAAGAAGCUAGCGGUUUUGAUUCCGGAUGAUGAGGACGGAUUUGCGCAAUCGAGUUUGGCUCUCACGGUGAUUCCAUGUAACGUUGUGGCGGCGCCUUCUUCAUCUCCUUGGGGAAGUUGUAAGCAAUUUUGGAAAGCUGGAGAUUAUGAAGGAACAUCUGGUGGUGACUGGGAAAUUUCUGCAGGUGGCUUUGAUCAUGUAAGAGUACAUCCUAAGUUCCUGCAUUCUAAUGCAACAAGUCACAAAUGGUCCCUUGGAGCUUUUGCUGAGCUUUUGGACAAUGCUUUGGAUGAGGUUCGUAGUGGAGCCACAUUUGUUAAUGUGGACAUGCUUCAGAACAGGAAAGAUGGAAGCAAGAUGAUCUUAAUUGAGGACGAUGGAGGUGGGAUGAAUCCUGAAAAGAUGCGGCACUGCAUGUCUCUAGGAUAUUCUGUCAAGAGCAAACUUGCAGACACUAUUGGACAAUAUGGUAAUGGAUUCAAGACUAGUACAAUGAGACUCGGAGCUGAUGUCAUUGUUUUCUCACGUUGCCUUGGAAAAGAUGGAAAGAGCUUGACACAGAGCAUUGGCCUUCUAUCAUAUACGUUUCUGAAGAGCACUGGAAAAGAGGACAUAGUUGUACCCAUGCUUGACUAUGAAAGAAGCGGUUCUGAAUGGUGUCCAAUAAUGAGGUCUUCGGUUAGUGAUUGGGAUAAAAAUGUGGAAACAGUGGUUCAAUGGUCGCCUUUUGCUACCGAAGAAGAUCUUCUUCGUCAGUUUAAUCUAGUGAAGAAUCAUGGCACAAGGAUAAUCAUAUAUAACCUCUGGGAAGAUGACCAAGAAAUGCUAGAACUUGAUUUUGACACUGAUCAAUAUGAUAUCCAGCUUCGAGGGGUCAAUCGGGAUGAGAAGAAUAUUGUUAUGGCUUCUCAAUUCCCAAAUUCUAGACACUUCCUGACAUACAAGCACUCACUCAGGAGUUAUGCAUCUAUUCUCUACAGAAAGAUUCCACAUGGGUUCCGUAUCAUUCUCCGAGGAAAAGAUAUUGACUAUCACAACAUAGAAAAUGACAUGAUGUAUACAGAAAAAAUUACUUAUCGGCCAAAAGAAGGGGCUGGUGGAUGCACCAAGCACUCAAAUUUAUUUGCUGUCGUGACCAUUGGCUUUGUGAAGGAUGCAAAACAUCAUGUGGACGUUCAAGGCUUCAAUGUUUACCACAAAAAUCGCCUUAUUAAGCCAUUUUGGAGGAUAUGGAAUGCAGCAGGAAGUGAUGGUCGUGGGGUCAUCGGUGUCUUGGAAGCUAAUUUUGUGGAGCCUGCCCAUGAUAAGCAAGGGUUUGAGCGCACAACAGUUUUGUCUAGACUCGAGGCAAAACUACUUCAAAUGCAGAAGGAUUAUUGGAGAUCUAAAUGUCAUAAAAUUGGAUAUGCGUCGAGGCAAGGCAAAAAGUCUGUUAAGGAUACUAAAGACAGAGAAUCAUCACCAGAAUAUGAUCCUAAAGGAUCUGUAUCAUCCAGGAAAAGGACUACUGCUCCAAGCCUUAAAACUUCAACUACUGCUCCCAGCUUUAAUACUCCAACCGCAGCUUCAGCCAAAUUCAACAGAAGAUCAAAUGUGAAUGGAGGAGGAAAAGAAUCUGUGAAAGAUUCUAAAGACAUCGGGUAUAAAUCAUCAGAGAAAGAGGGUAAGCUUGGAAACUCUUCUUCCAAAACUGACAAACGAGCAAAGCCUCAAGGAGCUCGUGCUGUGGAGGUCAUCAAUAGUGAUGAUGACUAUGAUUGUGAUUCUUCACCAGAAAGAAAUGUCACUGGGCUUCCUGAGAAGAGUUCUGAAUUACCUAAGCCUCAGUCUGGUUCGCGUACCCUCAUUCAAUUGGAACAAGAGAAUAAAGAGUUAAGCAAGAGGCUUGAUGAAAAAGAAAAAGUUUUCUUGGUACUGCAAAAGGACCUGCAACGUGAGAAAGAGCUUCGCAAGGCACUUGAAGCUGAGGUUCAAACAUUAAAGGACAAUUUAGAAGCAACGGAGAAAGAGCAAACGGAAUUAAUCCUCGUUUUCAGAGAGGAUAGAGACAGACGCGACAAGGAGGAAGAAGAUCUCAGAAAAAAGCUAGAGGAGGCGUCAAACACAAUCCAAAACUUGUUAGAUGGAAAAAACUCGAGGUAGAUAAAGCGUUGAGAGGAGGCGUUAGAGCUGCUUUGAUGAUAAUAGUAUUGAGGAAGGAGCAUCUUACAUAAUUGACUGAUUAGGUUUGUUUGCUUUAACAUCUACAUUUAGUUGUAGUGUGUGGUCUCUGGCCUAACCAUACCAGAGCUAGUAGAGAAGUAGGGUAUUGUUGUAUUGUGAGGUUAUUGGUUUCAUGUUUUAAACAUUUGAAUUUGGUUCGCGGUAUUUCAACCCUUCCCUGUACACAACCUCUCCUCAAUCCAACUUAACUAACUAAUAUCGGCAUUUGUAAUCACUAUGAUUAGAAUCAGUUUUACAAAUUUUCAUACAUGAAUAUAUAUUUCCGUCUU